Molecule: messenger RNA, 1728 nt
Organism: Tuber aestivum (summer truffle)
Lineage: Eukaryota; Fungi; Ascomycota; Pezizomycetes; Pezizales; Tuberaceae
Source: the annotation of a GenBank genome assembly
AUGCGGAGUGGGUGCGAUUCUGGCAUCUAUUAUAUACUCGGUUGCCAGCCCAUCUCAUCACGGCAGCAGCAUCAGCACCAGCAGCACCAGCAUCAUCAUCCCUCGCAUCCCGACGAACAUCCCUCCAUCCUAGACCUGGUUGUCUUCGGCUUGCUGGUCAACGACUUUGGAUCGUUCAAACGCACAAACGACGGGGAAGCGACAACGGAACGGUAAAUAUAUAUACAUAUAUAUAUAUAUAUAUAUAUAUAUAUAUUAGGAAAGAGUUGGUUAUGGGGCAGACGCCUAGUUCUGGAUUCCCGAUCUACCAUAUGGAGGCCCACACAGUCAUCAAAGCGUUGGAGUACAUCAGCCAAAAGUUGUGCAGGAAGGGGAUCCACGUUCAUUUGAUCGUCGCCGGGGAUGCGCUAUCCUGUCUACUGUUCAAGUCGAGGCCCACAACGUAUGUUUUUUUUUAACUCUUUUGCUCUUGUCGUGAUUGUUUUGUCCCCCCGUAGCCUUGACCAUGGGUGUUGAUCGAUUCGUUGGCGUGAUAUGCAGUCACUCGAUAAGCAUCCUCCAGGCGUCGGCACUCUCACCCCGCUCACUGUCCGUCCUCUUCGACGCCGUGCACCGCGCCCAGAAGAAAUUCGGGUUGACGAACGACUGGGUGAACACCGACCUGAGCCGGCAGGUGGACAGCGACUACCUGGACUACGUCGUCCACAAGAGCCUGCUGCAGAACGAGAUAGUCUUCUCCUCGGAGGGGCUAACGCUGGUGGCGGUGGACCUCUGCUUCGCCCUGAAAUCGAAGCUGGAAUCCCUGACCAACAAGUUCACGCAGAAGGACAUCGAGGACGCCGUCGUCCUGCUUCGCCGACUGGUGGUGAUCUACCGGGGCAGGCCGCUGACCAAGGGAUACAUACGCAUGAGCUAUCCGCGGAUGGAGGUCUCGGAUCAGAUCCUGCUCAGGCUGAACGAGCUGUACGAGUGGCAGUAUCACACCAGGGGUGUCGCCGGCGUGCACGACGAGUACAUGGAGUGGAGGAGGGAAGGCAUAGUGGACUGGUCGUUCGGGAUCGAGGAUCUGAAGCGGGAUCUCUCGGCUUGCGCGCCGCUGGAGAAGGGGCUAUAUUCCUGGAGGGAUAAACCCUUGCCUGAUACCCCGUAUCGGGAGGACUUUGCCGAGAUUUUUACGCAGCAGAAGGUCUAUUGAUUGGCCCGCUGCCCUAUCCAUUGUUCCAUUGAUUUUACGGGCGAACGGGCGGGGCGAUAACUGACUUUUUUUCAAAAAAAAAAAAUUCAUUUAUUCAUUCACGACAGAGACGAACGGAUUGGGUUGGAUUGGGUGUGCAUACGGUUGGGCGGGUAAAAGAUUGAUUUUUGAGCGGUUUCGUUGCCUAAUUUUUUUUAUCCUCUUCAUUUGUUUAUUUUUACUAACCUUCUUCUUAUUCCGUCCUGCUCCUCUUUAGCGCCUCAUACAUUUUAUCUCUUCUUGUCUUUUCUUUCAUAUCCAUCUUUUCUGUAUAUAUAACCUUUUCUCUCUUCUCUACAUUCGUUCAUACCCCUCGGCUCUGGUUUUCUCCAGGGGGGUUGGUUGGUUGGGCGGUCUCGGUGCACGGAGUUUUUGCUUUUCUUCUUCUUCUAUUCCCUUCCAACUUUGUACUUUUUCCUACUUGUACCGUCACUACUGUACUAGUACCAUCUCCUGGACACCAAAUCGAUGGCGCACCACAAUCAUUUCACGAG